Molecule: messenger RNA, 812 nt
Organism: Cimex lectularius (bed bug)
Lineage: Eukaryota; Metazoa; Arthropoda; Insecta; Hemiptera; Cimicidae
Product: tetraspanin-9-like
Exons: 1
Coding region: 107-760 (217 amino acids)
Cellular component (GO): membrane
Source: RefSeq, a predicted model, not a curated record
CAGAUGUUUUACAAUCUAUUUAAUUUUAAUUUCUUGUUCUUAUAGGUAUUUUAUAUUUUGGCUAUAGUAAUUUUUUUAGUUGCUAAAUAAAGGCGGAAAAACGAAUAUGUGCUGGCCGAAGAAAAUAUUUUUAUUGAUCGUUAACUCAAUUUGCGGAUUUUUGGGUUUGGCCGUGAUCGGAUUCGGCAUAAAGUUUGCAUACGACGGAAACACGCUGGCACCGUUCAUCCAACAGUACAGCGCUCACAUAAGCAUAGCUCUCAUAGUAACUGGGAUUUUUACGUUCGGCAUAUCGUCCAUGGGAUGUAUUGGAGUCUUUAAGGAAGACGGUGCGUUAUUAAAAAUGUACGGUUGUGCCCUGAUCGUCAUCGUCGUGAUCCAACUCCUCAUUGGUAUAAUCGCGUUCUUCCUAGUCUCGGUGGUCAGGAAUCACUUAAAAAGUGAGCUCAACAAUCAAUUCGAGCACUAUAGCGAUCACAAAAACGAAAUCGACAAAAUUCAACAGCUUCUUCUCUGCUGUAGUGCUUUCGGCCUCAAGAAAUGGGAUAUUGACAAACUGCCGCCUACGUGUUGCGGAAAGGUAACCGGCGAAUGCCCAGCCGACGAUGCUUUUACUAGUAACUGUUUUGACAAGAUAGAAGCACAGGUAAAAACGAAUUUACAUACAACAGGCAUUCUUUGUUUAUGUUUCCUCGUCUUUGAAAUUACUUGCAUAGUGUUUGCAUUCUGCAUUUCCUCAAGCUACCAUUCUGCGAAAUAGCGAAACGUUGAAAAUCUUAUAAGCAUAAUAAACGUCAACGUCUUCUACAAGA